Molecule: messenger RNA, 426 nt
Organism: Myotis daubentonii (Daubenton's bat)
Lineage: Eukaryota; Metazoa; Chordata; Mammalia; Chiroptera; Vespertilionidae
Product: mastin-like
Exons: 4
Coding region: 1-426 (141 amino acids)
Biological process (GO): proteolysis
Molecular function (GO): serine-type endopeptidase activity
Source: RefSeq, a predicted model, not a curated record
AUGCCGUGGCUGCUGUUCCUGAGCCUCCCAGGACUGGGGGGCUCCGUGCCCCUCACCGUCAACUCAGGGAGGCAGCAGGGUGGCCCCGUGGAGGCGCACAAUGCCCCUGCGAGGAGAUGGCCUUGGCAGGUCAGCGUCCGAAGGUACAAUAAGGAGCUGGAGCUGUGGCAGCACCUCUGUGGGGGCUCCCUCAUCCACCACCAGUGGGUGCUGACCGCCGCCCACUGCACCCAGCGGGAGGACUGGGAGGCCUAUGUCCUCAGGGUUCAAGUUGGGCAGCUGAGACUCUAUGACCAUGACACACUGACAAAUGUGACCAAGAUCGUCCACCACCCCAAGUUCAACCAGAGCCUGUCUGCAGAGGGGGGCGGGGACGUGGCCCUGCUGAAACUGGAGGCCCCUUUCCUCUUCUAUGCAUUUACCUGA